This is a messenger RNA of Brassicogethes aeneus, 2183 nucleotides long. NCBI's taxonomy places the organism in Eukaryota, Metazoa, Arthropoda, Insecta, Coleoptera, Nitidulidae. The record is from the annotation of a GenBank genome assembly.
UGCUAAAGAUAAGACAUGCAGUUUUGUGGUUUCUUAAGAAAAUGGAAAUACCGCUCCACACUAGAAAAAUGUUUAAUCAUCAUAGACCUCAUACUGAUUUUAAUGUUGAUAAUUCUUCUUAUAUCGUAUUUAUCUCAAGAUCCCGAAAAAUCAGUUUGCACCAACCCAGAGUGUAUAAAAGCCUCAAACCACAUACUGGAUAUGAUAGACGUAACCGUGGACCCUUGCGAAGAUUUUUAUAUGUUUACAUGCGGUACAUUUUUGAGAAAAGUGGACAACCCAAGAUCCUCUUUAACCCCAUUAUCAGAGUUGGCUAAAUCUCAACUCAGAAGCAUUGUAAUGAGUCCUGAAAACUCGAACUGCUCUAAAGGAGUAAAGCUACAACGACAAUUUUGGAGGAGUUGCGUGAAUGAGUUGGAUAUUGAGGAUGAUAACUCGGAAACAUUUUUGAGUCUUCUGGAUGAAAUUGGUGGUUGGCCACUACUAGCUCGUAGACCAUUUGAUGGCAAUUUCGACUGGAUUGAAGCUAUGUUGAAGUCUUCCAAAAUUGGUCUUGACUACGAUUUUUUUCUCAGCAUUAAAACCACUGUUGAUGUUAAUGAAACAGAAAAAAAUAUCCUAUUGAUAUCUCCUCCAUAUCAACAAAACCUAUUUAAAAUCGAGUACCCUGAAUCAACUGUUGAAACCAUGAAAGAUAUUGCGAAAAAUUUAGGUGCCUCAUCAUUAGGAGUAUCAGCUGAUAUUAGAAAUGUUGUAAAAUUCGCGGAAGAAUUCAACACAAUUGUUAAUAAAGCUUGGAAUACCAGCAAAGAUGACCCAGAUGAUCCAAUCCAAAACAUCAGCAUGUUAAACCAAAAAUACAUGCACAAAACUUGGAUUGCUUUGCUGAACGAUUUAACUGAUGGUAUUGUAAAAAUUGAAGACAAUUAUUUAGCAAUGUUUAAAUGUGAGGACUAUCUAAGAGACCUAUACUACUUGCUGGUCAGAACUGAUAAAAGAAUUCUUGCCAAUUAUGUGGGAUGGUAUCAAUUGUAUAAAAAUUAUAAUUUCCUUAAAAAGGACUUGAGGGAGAAAGUAAAAAAGGCAUUUAAUGUAAAAACAAACGAUUUAAAUAAAGAGCGAAAAGAGGAAUGUUUCUGGAUAUCAAGAAUAUUCUUUCCCUAUGUAGCUGAAGGAGGUUACAUACGAAAAUAUAUGGAUAAAAAACGCAUAGACGACAUAAAAAAAAUUCUACACAGCAUUAAGGAACAAUUUUUGAUGGCCUUCAAAUACAAUGAAUGGAUGGAUGAUAAUACUAAAAAAAUGUUACAGGAAAGAGCAAAAGAAAUUAGUGAGGGUAUAGGAUGGACGAACAUGGUUUAUGAUGAGGUCAAAUAUGAAGAAUUGUUGGAAAUAAAAAUGAGAAAGUUUAAAAAUAGCAGUUUGAUGAUGAUGACAACAGAAUUGAGGAGAAAUGAUAUGGUUAAACUAUAUGGUAGUCUUAAUAAGCACCAACUGGAUAUACAUUUACAAGCUGAGUUUCCCAUAAUUGAUAUAAAUGCAUACUUUAUUCAUGUAGCUAAUAUAUUAAUUCUACCAGCUCCUAUUAUUAGAGGUUUUAUUUUUGACAGCGAAAGACCAAAUUACUUAAAUUAUGGCGCUCUUGGCAGUAUAAUAGGCCAUGAAUUAACACAUAGCUUUGCAAUAAACACAAAUCUAAAGGACGAGUAUAACUAUACAUGGAUGACCAAUCAAUCAGAAGCAAUUUUCAACGAAAAAGUACGAUGUGUAAUAGAGGAAUAUAAUGAAUAUUUAAAAGAUCUCAACAUAGAAAAAGUUACCAAUACUUCAGGAGAAGUAGACGAGAACGUGGCUGAUAUAACAGGUCAAAUUAUGUCGUAUAGAUCGUACCAAGACUUCGUGCAAAAGUAUGGUAGUGAACCAAGUUUACCUGGUAUACACUUUACUCAAAACCAAGUGUUUUGGAUAAUGUCCAGCACAUAUUUUUGCUAUAAUCCGAAUAAACCUGGUGAGUUACAUAGUAGUAAACAUCAUUCUGAUUCGAGGCUUAGGGUUUUGGGUGCUUUAAGGAAUAACCCUUAUUUCGGUGAAGAUUUUGGUUGUCCUGUUGGGUCUAGGAUGAAUCCUGAAAAGAAGUGUUCUAUUUUUACCUAGAAAUUAUAAUAAAAUAAUGUUUUAUACGA